Molecule: messenger RNA, 15197 nt
Organism: Anolis carolinensis (green anole)
Lineage: Eukaryota; Metazoa; Chordata; Lepidosauria; Squamata; Anolidae
Gene: asxl3
Product: ASXL transcriptional regulator 3
Exons: 8
Coding region: 1968-8195 (2075 amino acids)
Biological process (GO): positive regulation of transcription by RNA polymerase II; animal organ morphogenesis
Cellular component (GO): PR-DUB complex
Molecular function (GO): chromatin binding; peroxisome proliferator activated receptor binding; DNA binding
Source: RefSeq, a predicted model, not a curated record
GUUUUUGUUUUUGUUUUGUUGUUGUUGUUGUUUUGCAAUAUCUAUGCAUUUUUCCAGCCUUCAGAAAGUCUUCAUCUGGCAUAGUGGUAUCUAUAAAAGCCACGUUAACCAAAUAUUAUUUUCUGUCCCAAAAAUAUGGAUUUUUGCAAAGAAAAUCCUACUUUCUGGACAAAAAAGGCAUUUGGAAAUUUUGUAUAGAAAUAAGUUCAAAAGUCCAGAAAUUCUUAUUAACACAGGAUUUUCUCAUUAGAGUUUCUCAACUCUUUUUCAGCCAUUUUUGAAAUAUUUUAAAAUAUUCUUUUGAAUAAUUAGUUUGCAGGCAAUAUAGGAAGGGCACAUAACCCAACACUAAAGGGCAGUUUUGUAUAGAAAUUACACUUUUUCCUUUGGUUAGAUUUAAAUAAAAAGAAACUUAAAGCAUGGCUUUCUCAUUUCAGUUUGUAUGUAAGGAUAUCAGAUAUUUUGCAUUUCAGAGUGAACCCACAGUUGUUUCCCUUCUGGCAAUAAGAACCACAGGCAACUAAAGCUGACAGUACUCCGCUGAAAUCAAUGUCAAUAUGUCUUUUAAACCAAGAUCUGCCACAAUUCUGAUGGGAUUUGAACAUUCAUAUUUGAAAGUAUUUCUCUGUGUUAUGUCAGUGUUAUAGAAAUGUACUAUAGUUCAGCUUCCUGCAAUGAUGAAAAAUAAAUAUUAAAGGUAGCCUUUCCAUCUGGUAAUGAAUUAUAGUAUUUGUUCAUUUUUGUUCAUUUUAUGUUAUCUUUCAGUUAAGAGAAACUGUGAAGAGAAGUUUUAAUUAACUUUAAAAUAUAUCGAUUUUCCUUAAUGUUUUGAUAAAGUACAAAUGUAUAUAAACUGAGUUGAUUAAAAUGAAUCAUUUUUUAAAAAAAAAAUGGUUGGUUAACAGCCAUUUUAUAAACCCUCCUUUCUAUGUACAGUAGCAAUAUGCUUCUAUAGUGAAAUAUCCAUAUAAUAAUUUGACCAUGGUUUCUGUUGUGUGUGUGUGUGUGUGUGUGUGUGUUUUUAAUGUGGCUGAAAUUGUGGCAUCAAGUAGUAUUAUUUAAAGGAAUCAGAAUUAAUUAUUUCAAUUUCCUUUGGCUUUCAAAAUGUUGUGCAAAGCAAUGUCUUCCUAAUAGACUACAACUGUAUUACAAUUAUGGUAUUAGCCUAACAAAUCAGUUGUCGUUUGUGGUUAUAAGAAGACAGGGGAUAAUAAUUCAUACUAGGAAUUAUCGCACUAGCUGAAAUUUAGUUGUCCGUGCAUGUGUGUGUGUGUGUGUGUGUGUGUGUAAUCCUCUCAUCUUUGAAAGGAAUCAAAGAUGAGAGGAUAAAAUGAAGAUUACAAGCAAGUACCUGAUAAUCAGCAAUGAGCCGAUGUGUUGUGACUUGCUUAGCUCACAUAUCUUUGCUUGUAAAUUCUUUUAACAGGCAGAUUCUCGCAUUAAUAUGUUUCCUGACCUUCCAGUCUGGGCUCGUUUGCUGUCUAAAAUAUCCUGGCAGCUAUUCAGUUUUCUGUUCGCAGUUUGCGUUGCAUUAUCAUCCCUGUAGCAGAUCCAGUUAUAAAACAUACACACAAUACAAGCCCCCUCCCAUUUAGAGAUAUUUAUUCUUGUAUCAUUUCCCCCCAGAUUUUCCAGAAUACCAUCAUGUUCGUGUUCUGAAGGUUAAUGCCCAAAGUCAAGCAGACAGAAGCCAAGAGCUGUAAGGUUUUCCAAGAUUAGGACCGAUUUCUUUCGCAGAAAUAAAUGAUUCCUGCCAUGUGCAGUGAUUUUGUGCAGCACUACUCACGGCUGAGUGAGUGCAUCAAUACUGUAGCCCUUACAUGCUGUACAUACUGAUGACACUGUGUUAACUUGAUUGACUGAGCAGCGUACGGACGAAGAUGCACCUGCAAGAGAUAUACAGAGACACAUUUUUAGUCCGGGUUUGAAAAUAUUUAUAUUACUUGGAAGUAUUAGUAUCCAUUUCUAUGGGUUCCCACGUAUCAGCUGCUAAGGCUUUGAGACAGCAGCAGAAAAGAAGAAAUGGAGUCUCAAUGAUGGUAAACAAGACUGUUCCUCGUGUUGUUUUGACACCAUUAAAGGUGUCUGAUGAGCAGUCAGAUUCACCUUCAGGGUCUGAAUCUAAAAAUGGUGAAGCAGACAGUUCUGAUAAAGAAAUGAAACAUGGGCAAAAGUCUCCAACGGGAAAACAAAUGAGCCAGCACUUAAAGAGAUUAAAAAAAUCUGGCUUAGGACAUUUGAAAUGGACCAAAGCCGAGGAUAUUGACAUAGAAACCCCAGGAUCUAUUCUCGUGAACACUAAUCUGAGGGCUUUAAUAAACAAACACACAUUUCUUUCCUUACCUCAGCAUUUCCAGCAAUACCUCCUGCUUUUGCUUCCAGAAGUAGAUAGACAGAUGGGAAGUGAUGGAGUUUUGCGCCUCAGUAGUUCUGCUCUAAAUAAUGAAUUCUUUGCAUAUGCAGCACAAGGGUGGAAACAACGAUUGGCAGAAGGAGAAUUUACUCCUGAAAUGCAGUUACGCAUCAGACAAGAAAUUGAAAAGGAAAAGAAAACUGAACCCUGGAAAGAGAGGUUCUUUGAAAGAUUUUAUGGAGAAAAGCUUGGAAUGUCAAUAGAUGAGUCCAUGAAGCUUACAUCUGUCCAGAACAAUAAUGCAGACGAAGAGAGUUCACUAUGUGAGUCUUCAGAUUUGCCUGGACCUUCAGGAGAAUCAACGUUUGAUGAUCAUGAAGAGAAAACCAACCAGCUACCACUUUUGGCAGAGAGAGAUUUCUGUCAAUCACUUUGCAAUAUGGAACAUAUUUCAUCCAAGGAUCUAAUAGCUGAAGCUGAAGACAUUUUAAUACCAGAAGAAUCUGUUAUUCAAGAAGAGAUUGCUGAGGAGGUAGAAACAAGUAUCUGUGAAUGUCAAGAGGAGAACCAUAAAACAGAAGAAGAGAGUUCUGAACAGCUAAUUAGCCCCAAUGAUACACAUGAAGAAACAGAAAUUAUACCACUCACAGGGAACUCUGAAUCCUGUGUUGUGAUGAACAAUGUAGUGAGUACAGUGUCUCAUGUUGAAAUUAAGGUAGAAGAGAAAGUGGACUAUUCCCAGGAAGAAAUGGCAGUCAUGAAUGAUCAGCUGGAAAGUAGCUUAUCUCCUUCACAGUCUGCUUCAUCUACAAACUCUCUAAGUAACAUGGAAGAAAAAGAUCUUAAUUCCUCAAAAGAGCUAAGUCUUCAUGGAAAAUAUUCCCCUGUCCUGAAUGGCUCCUUAUUCACUGGUGGGAGUGUUGCUGUACACAUGGAGCUGCAAAGUGACCCCGAUGAACAGUCAUCAGAAAAUGCAUGCAUUUCUGAAACUUCCUUUUCCUCUGAAAGCCCAGAGGAGCCAUCUGUCAGUAUUGCAUCUCCUGGAGGUGACACACAGUCUACUUCAGACGAACCUUGCACUCCGGUAUCUUUGGAAACAGCCUGUUCAUCUGACAUAUCUUGCACUGAAAAUCCUGAAGUUGAUAGUCAACAAAAACCUAUUGAUGAUCAUCUGAACACAUCUCUAAUGUCUGAAGUAUCUCCAAUGCCCGCCUCACCUGUAACCUCAGAAGCAUCUCUGAUGUCAAAUUUGCCUUUAACUUCAGAGGCAUCACCUGUUUCUAAUUUACCUUUACCAUCAGAAACCUCACCAAUGUCUGACUUGCCCUUAACAUCUGAAACCUCUUCAGUCUCUUCUGUUCUUUUAACUUCUGAAACAUCUCAUUCAAAUAGUUUGUUGUUACCUUCAGAAGCAUCUCCACUUUCUGAUUCCCCAUUGAGUGAAAGAUUUAUUCAGCAAAGAAAAUCACCAUGUUCAUCUGAAGAAUCCAUGUCUUCAGUGAAAGAAGAAACAUUUUCCAUUUCAAAUGCUCCGCAAGAAGAAAAUCUUGAGUCACAACAGAAGCAGCCCCACAGUGCAUCAGAAACAAUGAAAACCGACAUACCUGAAGCUUCAACAUUGGAAGAAUCCCAAUCUAGAAACUUCACAAAUCAAGCAUGUAGGUUGCACACUGAAACAGAAAAAACUUUUAUUUCUUCUAUUGAGGAACGAUCUCCCCCAGAAGUAAUAAAAAUUAGAAACCAUGGUGUCCAGCACAGAACUGAAAAGAAAGGUGCAAUCCCUCAGCUGGAAGCAUCUGUUCUAACUGAAGCUGGAGGAUGCAAAAAUCCUGAAUCUCUUCCAUCUAAAUCUCAUGAUAAGCUAUAUACCUCAUCAUCAUCAGAAAAGUUCUCAGAAGUAGGUCGAAGUAAGUCUCACAAACUUCAAGGAAGUUCACAGAGUCGAUUUGAAGGUUCCCAUUCUUCAAAGUCAUCUGAAGCUACAAAAUCACCAGAGGCAAGAGGUGAAAACAGGGACCUGGAGAUUCCAAAGAGGAAGACUGCUGAGCACUAUGGAUUUGGCAUUUGCAAAGAGAAGCGAGCAAGAAUUGAAGAUGACCAGUCUCAUCGUAAUACCUCAACAAGUUCAUCUGAAAGAGAGCCACCACCUAGAGAAGAGCCAAGGGUUCCACCUCUUAAGAUACAACUUUCAAAAAUUGGCCCACCUUUUAUCAUCAAGAGCCAGCCCGUUUCCAAACCAGAACCUAGAUCUUCUCCAAGUACCUCAGUCAGCAGUGGGAGAAACACUGGAGCAAGAACACUGGCAGAUAUCAAAGCAAGAGCCCAGCAAGCUCGAGCUCAAAGGGAAGCAGCAGCUGCAGCUGCGGUUGCUGCGGCCGCAAGCAUUGUCUCUGGGGGCUUAGGGAGCCCCUGUGAAGGUGGAAAGACCAGGACAUUGGCACAUAUCAAGGAGCAGACAAAGGCCAAAUUGUUUGCAAAGCACCAAGCACGAGCACACUUGCUCCAGAAUAAUAAAGAAACCAAGACUCAACAUGUCCCCAAGGAAGUUCCAUCAGUGACAGAGAUCUCUGCUUCUUCUGAAACAAAGAUUGAAGUUUCAACUGGUGUAAUUAUAGUCAAUCCUAACUGUAGGUCUCCUAGCAACAAGUCUGCUCACCUUCGGGAAGCCCCUGCUUUAUUGCAGCAGUCACUUCAUGCCACUACUUUACCAGAAACUAGUACUGACGUCUCUGUUCACAAUUCUGAUGAAAAUAUACCUGUGUCUCAGUUAUGUGAGAAAAUGCUUUCAUCUACCUCUACAGAAAGUAACAGUGUGUCAGUGCUAUAUAAUAAAAAUUCAGUCCCUGUGUCUGUGUGUAGCACUGCUAUGUCAGGAGCAAUUAAGGAACUUCCUUUUGUCAGUUCUGUUGAUAAGUCCUCUGUCUUAAUGUCUAUCGAAAGUACAGACACAAAGGCUUGCAGUAUAACCAUGCUGAAAUCCAUUCAGGGAGCUGACACUCCAUGUAUAGCUCUACUGCCAAAAUGUGUUGAAAACGCCACUGCUCCAGCCACAGUAGAUAGUACAAUCUUGACAAAUUCCUUAGAUGAGAAAAGAUUGCCCGUGCCAAACAGCAAUGCAAACAAUACCAUCUCCAGCCAGUAUACCACCGUGCCAACUUCAACUAUUGCGAGUAAUUUGCCAAAUCAUUUGGUUGGUAGCUCUGUUUUGAUUCCUCCAGUGGGAUCUGCAAAUAGAUAUUCUUCUGAUAAGAUAGCCAUAACUGGGUCCAGUGACACAAGUUCUGUAUCAAAUGCCACCACUGUUAAGGCAGUUUCCCAUUGCAGUGAAGCACAUCAUGUGGCCAAUCCUGUUGGCAGGACUUCCAUUUCAGUAUUUGUGGGUAAUAUGAUGACAAUAGGUUCUUAUGAGAAUCCCACCAAAAUGGAUUCGGAUGGUAUGGAGAGAAAUUCUCAAAUGCGAACUCAUUUAGAUAUGUCUGGGAAAUCCUCAGUAGGUUAUUCACGGACACCUAUGAAUAGAUCUAUACCUUGUAAAGUCAUUGUUGACCACACAACAACAACAAUAAAUUCAAAUUUGUCACUGAGUAUUUCAAGUGAAAACUCUGAAAACAGCACAGAUAUGCAGACCAGGCACAUCAGGACAGAAACUGCCUUACAAAAUGUAGCAUGUCCUCAAGUGUCUGUAAUAAGUAGGCCAGAGAUGCUUACUCAUGAAAAUCUAGAGCAUGGCCCUUGCUUCAGUACUGGUAAAACAAAGCAAGAUGGCAAACAUCUGCAAGCAGUAUGCACCAGUCUUCGAGAAGUGCCUCUUCUGCCUCAGAACAAAAGACUUGAGGAUGUUUCUUCUGGCCAAGGUUUUUCAGAACAAUUGCGAGGACCUUUGGCUUUCAAAAGUGAAGUAGUGAGUGUUUGUGCCAACCCUUAUAAUCCUAGUGGCAGAAUCCGCUGGAAUAAGGAUGAAGCAAUGAACACUGACCAGUCUUUGUUAGGUCAUCUUAACCCAAGUAAGCAUAAGGAAUAUACUGAGCAAAACUGUUUAAAAAAUGUCAAAACAGAGCCUUCAACUUUCAUGCACCUGAAUGAGAUGCAUUCGAGGAACAUUGUGACAAGCAUUGCCAUGCCCGUUAAGUCAGAAGUUAGUGAAUCUGACAAAUGCUUUAGGAUGGAUACUGAAAAUUUCCCAAGACCUGAAAUGCCCCUCCAGUCUUCAGAAAUAGCCACAAGUGCACAUGCAGUGCAAAAUUCAAAGAAAUCUGUUACAGGGUCCAUGGAAAACUCUUUGUCAUUGACAACAGAAACAUUCAAAAGAGUUACAAAUGUUGGAAACUCAAGCUGCCGUUUGUCAUCAGUGGAAGCCAACAAUCCUUUAGUGACACAGCUCUUGCAAGGCAAUUUGCCAUUGGAAAAAGUGUUGCCACAGCCCAGGUUAGGAGCCAAGCUAGAAAUUAACAGGCUUCCCUUGCCUUUGCAGACUCCCUCAGUAUGUAAAUCAGCAACAUCUGAGAGAAAUAUGGUUGAAAAUCCUUCCAACUCUCCAAACCCAGAUGGCAGAGGAUUUAUGGCAGGCAACUUAGCCCCACUACAAAUCAGAAAACGUGAGAGCCAUCCCAAAAAGAGAGUGGCCAGAACAACAGGGGAUGUGAAAUGUGAGCCUGGGAAGUCAUCCAUGGACACAGACAUGAAGGUGGGCCCUUGCAUCAUCACUUCCAGCAUGAACCAACAUGGUCAUGGUCAGUUGUUUAAGCAAGAGUGGCCAAACAAGCAUAGCAUUCAGAGCAGGAUUGCACACAGCCCAGAAAUCAAGCAGCAAAAGAGGCCCUUGCCUGCGUGCAGUUUCCAACAGAACUUAUUCAGUGUGGACAAAAAUGGCAGUUUCCACAUAGAAGCCAGUACCUCACAUAGACAGCACUUCUACCAAAUGCCAAUGGCUGGCCGAGGCCCAGCUCUGAUGCAAGCCAACUUGAAGGCCCCACUGGGCUGCAACAAUUUUACUUUCAGUAGGCACCUGGAGCAGAAGGCGUUAGGAGAGAUCAACAUGUCGACAGCUCCUCACCAGCCAAGACUGGCGAGUGUUUUUUCUCCUAAUAUUCAGAUGAAGGAAGGUGAUGACAUUCCUAGUGCCUCACAGACACUGCACAAUAAGCCCUUAGUACACCCGCCUCUCCCUUUACCACCACCACCUCCACCCCCACCCCCACCACUCCCUCCUCUCCAAAAUGCAGAAGCUCCAUCUGAUCACAAACAACCGGCAGUUACUAUGGAAACCACUAAAAGACUUAGUUGGCCUCAGCCGGCAAGCGUCUGUAGCAAUAUAAAAUCGGAACCUGUUUCUUUUGAGGAAGGUUUAAGCAGCAGCUGUGAGCUAGGCAUGAAACAAGCUUCUUACGAUCAGAACGAAGUGAAAGAACAGUUGAAAGCCUUUGCGCUGAAAAAUGCCGACUUCCCAUCCUAUUUACUUUCUGAGCCCCAGAAGCCUUUUGCCCAAUUAACUGCUCAGAAAAUACAGACUCAGCAACCGCCGCAGCCGCCGCCACAGCAGCAGCUCUGUGGAAAUUACCCUACGAUACACUUUGGUAGCACAAGCUUCAAAAGGGCAGCAUCUGCCAUUGAAAAAUCCAUUGGAAUCUUAGGAAGUAGUUCAAAUACCGCCUCAAGCCUAUCUAUUCAGAACACUCAGAUUCCGGUUCAGAAAUUUGCUGACAGCAGCAGUGCGGAUGAGCUGGAACUGAAAUGCUCUUGCCGGCUGAAAGCCAUGAUUGUGUGCAAAGGCUGUGGUGCCUUCUGCCACGAUGACUGCAUAGGCCCUUCCAAAUUGUGUGUAGCCUGUUUAGUUGUGCGGUAGAAUCUGAACCAGAGUUGCGGUAUCCCUGCUCAGCCAUGGACAGCAAAGGGAAGGUGGGAUAACUGGAAUGUGCAAGGGUGUUUGGUAUCCGGGUACAAAAUAUCAGGAGGGGAAGCCUGGUUUAGAAUUUACAUAUUUCUGCUUGCAUGGCUCUCCUUGGUAGGAACAACCCCUUCAAAUCAUGUGCCCACAAAAAAAAGUUAAACAAGGUUUCUUACUGUGCAAAAGCCAGCCAAACUGUAUUUCCAUGCCUGUUUAUGUGCCCACAGUGCAAAAACAUGAUUUUUACCAUUUAUAAACAUCACAUAUCUUCCUGGGAAAAUAAUUACAAGUUUUUUACCAAAUUUCUGUGCUGGAUAGAAGGCAGAGGAAGCCUAUCCAGGGGGGAAAGAUAAUGGGAAUAAAUUGGAUUCUUUUAGCAAUAGCAGAUUAUAAUGGGUAUUGCAUUCCUUAAACCACAUUGGCCAUCUAUGAUUGAUUUAUAGGCAGCAAGAAGGAACAAGACAUUUUUGGCAACCUGAUAUUGAUAUGUUUGAUCCCUUUAUAAAGAAGUUAUAUGGAAGAAGAAUUAAUUAAGGCAGAUUAUCAAAGAUUACCUGUGAUUGGAAUUUGCAUGAUUUUAGAAGUUGGGGCAGGGGAAUAACUAGAGCUAUAAUAAUCUAUUACUCAUUUUUCUUCCCCAAACUUCACUUAUAUUAUUUCCCAAAGGGAGAAGAUCAACAUUAUAGAUGUAUAUGGACUAGCAUGUUUGGAUCAGUGAUAUCAUUUCAAAUAGCCUGAAGCUUAACUCUUUUUGUCUAAUUCUGGCAAUGUAGAUCCCCAAUAGCAAAAAAAGUGAUUUACAGUCUUUUUAAAAUACGUUUACAAGUUGGUAUAUUUAAAUUAUCAAUUUUGCUUGUUAUCUUGUGUGUGUGUGUGUGUGUGUGUGUGUGUGUGUGUAGCGAGUUCACGCUGCCAGUAUUGCAUAAGCUGGUUAGAGCAAUGAGAAGACUUUAAAGGGAUACUUUAGUAUUGGUUUAUGUUGACAUAAUAGCUACCAGUCCUUUAGAGGAAAGCUGUAGCAUUUGCUAAGUUCUUUUCGCCAAUAAGUAAAAUAUUAAAAAGGGGAAAAAAUGUGGAGCCUGACAAAAGGAGAGACUUGAUUAUCUAAAAAGAAAUGACUCUCCCUGCCCACGUUGCUAAGGAGUACAUAAAAUAUAGAGUGGAAGUUACUUGUAUGCUGUCAUGUGAAUUUAACCACAAUAAUGAAGUAAACAUUUGAGAAAUACAUCAUUCCUACCCACACAAUAGAGCCUGACUCACCUAGUGCCUGGCAACCCAUGCAAAAAAUUGGCAAAUCCUUUUCCCUUCUCAUGAAAGAUUUAUAAUAGCAAGGUGCUGCAGUAAAAUUUCCCAAUACUGAUAUUUUAUCAUUUGGAAUAAACAGCCCCGUAUUUUUUAUUCCAAAGUAUUAAUGUAAUGAGGGCAAUAAAUAUAAAAUAAACAUAAAAUUAAAAUAUACACUGAUGUACUGUAUGCUCUUUAUUAUCUUUUGUUACUAAAGAAUCCACAAAGACUUCCAGGCAUUUAGAGAGUUUCUCUUGUUUGUAAAUUAUAUUUAUGUUCAUGUGAGACCAUACUUAAUGUGAAAUCUGCCAUCCUCACUCUCAAUCCCCUCCACACAUUUUAAUGGAUUGGCAUAGACAGAGUACAUUUCUUUAGCCAAAAAGCUAACAGGAUUUUUGUUUUGUUUUCAUAGCAAACAGAUGGCUUUGAUAAACUACAAUAUAAGAAGACUAGAUGGUCAUGAUUGUCUUACCAAAACUGAUGAUCGUACCAUGGAAUAUUUUCCAUCUAAUGCACUCUUUUGUAGAAGAUUGAAAACACUAAAUUUUCAGCACUUUCAGAUGUGUUUUGAAGAGAUGGUUUUUCAAAAUACGUAUUUGAAAAAGCAUGCUUUUAAUGUUCAAAAUGGCAGCACAGAGCCAUUGAUAAACACGCAUAUGCAUACAUAUUUAAAUAAAUUAAAGAGAAUUUUACAUAGAAUCUUGGUAUGAUGAUUAAAUAAAGUGGAUGAAAUCUCAAUUUCAGUUUAUGCCUGAAAACAUUGGUUUAUAUCAGGGUAUUUUUUUCUUUAACCAAAAUGACCACAGGAAACAGAAUUUAAUUAGAAAAAUGCUUUCUACUUAUCCCUAAGUGUUAUCUUAGUAGUUUCAAAAGUUCAUCAGAAAAGUGUGGAUAUGAUCCAGUGAAAGUGAAGCACUUAAAGCUUCAAUCAUAUAAAUUCUAACUUGAGAGUAAGCCCCAUCAAACUCACAGUAAAUGUACUUAUGUAUAAGUCUAAAAUGUUUAGUUGCAAAAAAUAAAAAAUCUAGGUUGACUUAUCCACAUGUAAGUACCAUACAUUAACUCUUAUUAAAAAUGGAGCCAUCCCAUUCUCUGACUAGAGAGAGAAAGGCAGGAGUUUAAUCCAUCUCAGGAGAAACUAAAAUAAGCCCCAAUCCGCUCUCCUCUCUCUGUGUGGCACUGCAUCUGGCCUUUUUGAAAACCUGAGUGGGAAUAUGGUGGCAAUGGCCAAGGAUGGCUGGCUCCAUCAGGCAGCAUUGAUGUUUUCCCCUUUUUGUGAAAUGACAUGGGUCAGUUUAUGCAAGAGUAUAUAUUAGUGGUUCUCAACCUGUGGGUCGCGGCCCAGCAGUGAGCUACGAGAAUGAAAAUCUGGUUCACGAACCUCCUUCCUCUUUAUUUAUUUAUAUUGUUUAUUUUAUUUCUGCUCCUUUCCGCAGAGCUGACCAUUGCACUGGAUAGACCACAUCAGCUCUAGAUUAUUAAAUAUGUUUUUAUGGGUGAGCAGAUGGCUACUACUAGAUGGCAAAUGUUCUAUAUCAGAAACUAGAGCUGAUGUGGUCUAUCCAAUGCAGUUUUCUGAAUUGGCACCCCAAGUAACCAAACCGCAUCUAAAGUCAACCAAAAACUGAUUCGUCACCCUUUUGGUACUAAUGUUGGCGAAUGGUCCCUGGUCAAAGUGGUCCCUGGACAAAGUGGGCCCUGGUCAAAAAAAGGUUGGGAACCACUGGUAUAUCUGGUACUUCCCAAUAAACACAUCCAGGAUAAAACUUUGUGGUCUUAAACAGAAUUUGAGCUGCCUUGUUUUUUCCAGAGUACAUCCUUUUUCAUCCAUGUUGUGGCUAAAGAAAUAUUAUAGAGAGGCUUUGUAGUACAUCUGUUAAGGUUGGAAAAAGACCAUGUUGAUGUCUUAUUUACCAGUAAAAGUGGUAGUCGGGUACCACUUUUGCCUUAGUCUUGUGCUCUCACAGCCCCUCCAACCAAACUCAUGCCCCUCAGCUGUUACAUGUAGUUUAGAAGCAGUUUCUUUUUCCAUGCUUAACUAAUACAGCUCUUCACAGUUUUGCCAUUUUCUCAGGCUUUGUGCUUGGACUUAAAUCUGAGUAUAGGAAAGAGAUGAGCAGCAGCCAAAGGGCAUACUUCUUAAUUUAACCCCUUUUUGAAUAAAAAUCAGACACACUACACACACACUUCUGCUUUCUGCAUUUUUGCAGCUAAACAAAUUUUAAACACACAAAUAAGGUUUGGCUCUUAGGAUAUGUCAACCAGAAAUAUGUAUAAUAAUGAGGAAGUCAUUUCUACCGUGAUAUGUGUGCGUUUGUGUGUGCGUAUGUGAGGAUAGGAUGGUGACAUUUGAAUUACUCAGAAUUUAUAAACAGGAUCAUUGGACAUAUGGUUAGGGUUGUCCCAGUUUACCCCUAUAUUUUCAACUGCUGCCUUUUGACGUUCCACCUGUAAUUAAUUUGGUUUACUAUUUAGAAAUACCUGAUGGUGGCAGUAGUGGCUUGUAAUAAUUGUUCCUUGUCUAGAAGAAAAUAAGUCAUCUGUUAACUUUGUGUUCUCCUUGUCUUUUUAUCCACAUUUUUGUCCAAAUUUCCAUACCAUGCCACUGGAUUCACACAUGCUCAGUUCAUGUGAUGUAAAACCAUGGAAGAGAAACCAGGGAUGGGUGGGCAAAGAAUGCAACGUGACAGUUGAUAACUCAGCAGAGGAGUGAUUAUAGUUGGGAAUGUUGCACCAGCACUUUUUGUCAUAUGUCUUUUUACAUUGUCCCACAAUUUAUCUUCUCAAUAUAUUUCUCCUCCUCUCAAAAUUAUGGGCUCUUCGGAGCAGAGACCACAUGUAUCUGUCCACACAUAAAAAAUAAGUACAAAGACCUCAAGCUGUCUCCCUGGAAUUUUGAGGUGAUAUGAAACAAAGGUCAAAAUAAGGGACAUUAUUUGAUAAUUGCUCAAAUACGAAAUGUCUAUGAGAAACCGUUUCUUUUUAAUAACAGAUGAGAGAUUCUCCAUGCUGUCAGCAUCCCUCUCCUCCAAAAUGACUUUCUCAAGUUCUGUGAAAGCUGUCUUCUAAACCUCUGUACGUUUUCAGAUUGAUUUACUGUUUCUACUAUUUGCUGCUAUUUUUCAUCUUAAAAUACUUAUGUGGUCCCAAUUAAUCAGAAAUCAUCUAGUAAAGAUGUUGAUGAAAGAUUUGGCAACUAGAUGAUAUCAAUUCGCUCCCAACUUGAAUAAGCAUAAGCGAUAAAGAAUUCAUCUGGGCAACUAGAUCGGUGCUACUUAGUUCUGCUGUGUUGGUGGUUUUGUCGCCUAUAGACUUUCAUGCUAAUCGGAGCCUAGUUAUGUAUAGAAAGAAUUUCAGAAGGAAAAAGUGUUCACACAAUAUGUCCCCCAGUUCAAUGUGGGGUCAUGUUUGCUAUGGGCAUACCAGUAUUUCUUGCAACAAAUAUGUAUGUAUGUGAACAAUAUGUUAUAAGAGUAUUUUUGUAGGUAUAUCUUGGAACAUCUGUUUGGCUCUAAAAUAAUGGUUCCCAACCUUUGGGCCUCCAGGUGUUUUGGACUUCAACUUCCAGAAAUCCCAGCCAUCUUACCAGCUGUUAGCAUUUCUGGAAGUUGAAGUCCAAAACACCUGGAGGCCCAAAGGUUGGGAACCACUGUUCUAAAGCAUGGGUGUAUGGGUAUAUAUCACUGUCAUUCACACUUUACAAUGUAGUUGCAUUGAGUAAAACCACUUGCAUACCUUGACCAACUCAAUUACUGUAUGAACUGAAAAGCCCAGUAAGUGGAGUACUGAUUAGGGAUAAUCUAAAAUAAGAGAUGGUAUAAUGUGCAAAUUGUAUGAGGCCCCUUUUCAGUGAGAUGCAAAAAUGACUUGAUGUAGAAGUAUUCCUUACAUAUCCCCAGCCAGCUAUGAGGAACAAAAUGUAUAAUUUUUCCCCAGUUUCCCCAACAUUGUUUCCAGCACUUUUAAAAGUGAGAUUAAAAGUCUCUGUUGUGUUCUUCCAUAUUCUUUUUUUUUUAAAAUUACCCAUAUAUCUCUAAGGUCUAUACAUAAUGUCUGGGCACUUGCUACAUUCAUUUUGUGUUCCUGCCAAUAGUUUUCUGAUCUCAAAGUCUAUAUUCCCUUUAUUGAAAUAAGAUAAAGGAUUUGAGGAAACGGACAUUCCUAAUUUUGUAUUCCAUUUAUCCUCUGUGGUUUAGUGCAUGAAAUUAAUUAAUCGGUGAAAUUAAUUAAUCGGGGCUAGGGAGAAGGAGAAAAGGUUGAGCCAUAAGCAAAAAUGUAUUUCCUCUGUACUAUAGAUUACCUUUUAAAGUGAUAUGUGUUGUCAGGGUGAAUUACUGGAUUCUAUUUUCAGGACCAUGGGAUUUUCUUGCUCAGUUUCUUCUAAACUGGUGCAUAUUGGUGCUUUAUAAUGCAGUUUCUAAAGUGAAAUGACCUUAUGCUGCAGCCCUUACAAACACGCACACUAUUUCAGAGAAAUUGUUAUAGUCUCUGGUUUUGCAUAGUAUGGUGAAGGCCCAGGAUCAACAUUCAUGACAAAAGCUCAGAAUUGCCACCUAGCAGGAUCAUCUUAGCUUACCUAUAUGAGGCCAUGAAUUAAGACACUGAGUGACUUUCUGUGUCUGACAGAAGCAGUUCUGUUCAAUGCUGGGAGAAAGAAAAUUACAUUUUCAGUGGAUUAUCAUGGACCUGUGUAGCUAAAUGCUUCUGAAUCUAAAUGGGGGGAAUCCUGUUGUCUUCAGUCAUCAUACUUUGUUGUUGUAAAACCAACAAAAAUAGUAUUUUUUGUCUAAUUUAAAGGAGCUGCUGCUUUUAUAGCACAUAUUUCGCUUUGUACUAUAUUUGAUAGUUAAAAGAUAAUUUAGCCUGUAGAAUACUUUGUUGUAUUUGUACUGUUCAUGAAUGUUACAAGAAAAGUGCUUUACUUUGUUGCCAUAAUUCUCUUGUACUGCUGUAAAAUUAUUAUUAUAAUUAUUAUUAUUUCUGCUUUACAAAUACCUAAAUCAAUUGACAUUUUUGGUACUAGGUUUUGUAUAUUUUUUUUAUUUGUCAGUAUUUUGAAUGUUUACAUUUCUUUGACACUAGCCACUCAAUGCCUUUUUAGGGUAGUAUUUCUCCUGCCCAGGAUAAGAGCAAUGCAAAAUCAACCCAUAUCUGACUCACAUGAGGAAUAUACAUGUAUGUGGGUUAGGAUAUCUCUCCCAUGCAUGGAUAUUUUACAUCCACAUAUAGGGAAACACAUGCCUCCUCUCAGUCCUCUACCAAAGAAUAAAAAUAUAUUCCCAUAGGACAAGUUCUUCACAUUCUCGGAAGGGGAGGAGUUGAUUUCAACGGCAUUGCUACGGUUUACUGUUAUGCUUGCUUUAUUACCUGACUAAAUGUGACUGAGUGAAAAGAAGCAUUUGAAACUUUUACGUUCCUUUUAAGAGACAGUGUUUGGUUUAGAAAUCAGGGAUCAUGCUUUUCAUCAAUGGUGCUGUUUGUCUUUAUUUUUUUUGGGAAAAAAGGAAAAAUUGCAUACAAAAGUUACUGAACACAAGAUUAUAAAGGAAAGGAAAAUAUUUGUUCUGUCUACAUGUUUGCUCCCUGUCCUUCCACAUCCCCCAAAAAUAACAAUUUGGGCUUCAAUAUUAAAAUAUUCUAAAGAAAAUGAGAACAAAAAUAAAUGUUGGUUUGGUU